AUGGAGGAGGAGGAGCAUGUGGAGGAGGUGGAGCAGGUGGAGGAGGUGGAGCAGGUGGAGGAGGUGGAGCAGGUGGAGCAGGUGGAGGAGGUGGACCAGAUGGAGGAAGAGGAGCAUGUGGAGGAAUCGGAGCAUGUGGAGGAGGUGGAGCAGGUGGAGGAGGUGGAGCAGGUGGAGGAAGGAGAUGCAGCUUCCUCCUCCUCUCUCCCGGUCUGGGGCACCCUGGAGGAGGUGGCUGCUGGUGCAACAGCCAGUCUCCCCCAGAGCCCUGUGGGUGUCUGCCCCUCUCCCACUGCCAUGGCUGCCACUCCGGGGAGCCAAUCUGAAGACUAUGGCUUCAGCAGGCAAGAUGAAGUGCCAAGCACCUCGCAUGACCAGGAAAAUGCCAGGUCCUCACUCCAACAGGCACUACAGGUGAAGAAGAGGGAGCUGGUACAACUCCUGAUCAGUAGGUAUCUCGCCAAGGAGCCGAUCACAAAGGCAGAAAUAUUGAAUAGUGUCCUCAAAGAUUACCAGGACCACUUCGUGUUGGUCCUCGAUCAAGCCAUAGAGUACCUGCAGCUGAUCUUAGGUUUGGAUGUGAAGGAGGUGGACCCCAGUGAGUCCACCUAUAUCCUGGUCCCCAUCCUGGGCCUCACCCUCAAUGAGACGCUGAGGGAUGAGCAGAGGUUGCCCAAGGCCGGCCUCCUGGUGAUGGUCCUGUGCCUGAUUGCUGUGGAGGUCGAAUGCGCCCCUGAGGAGGCGAUCUGGGGUGCACUCAGUGGAAUAGGGGUGUUUCCCGGCAGUGAGCACUUCAUCUAUGGGGAGCCCAGGGAGCUGCUGACCCAAGUGUGGGUGCAGGAGGGUUACCUAGAGUACCGGCAGGUGCCUAACAGCGACCCUGCUCGCUCCGAGUUCCUGUGGGGUCCCCGGGCCUAUGCGGAGACCAGCAAGUUGGAAGUCCUGGAGUAUCUGGACAGAAUCAAUUGAAGGGGUCCCAGCUCCUUCCACCCCCUCUGCAGAGGCUGCGAGGGAGGAGAAAGGGGAACUCUUGAGCCAGAGAAGUAGCCAGGCUCCUUCCAGGCCCACAUUGAACAGCUUGUCCUGGGGGCAGGAACGGAGGCUGAUCUUUCCUUCUGUGACUGAAAAGGUAGCAGUCAGCCUUCUUAGCAGUGAGGGCCUGGGCCCAUUGUGGGAACCUGGUAUGUUGCAUCUUUGUGUUCCUUUUCUCUGGCAUGCAGACUCAUCUCUAUUUUCUUUAGGAAUUUUUCAGGUAUUACUCCUUUUUAAUAGAAGGCUUAAGGAGUUCCAGUGUUUAACUAUGUCAGUGACGUUGAUCACACCGUGUUUGUACUUACCCAUUUCAAGAACAAGAGUUUUGCUAUUUUGUGAAAGGAAAUUAGGAACUCUUCCAUUUUAUUUCAUGGUUUUGAACAAGAUAAUAUGGAGUUAGAAUGAUUUGGGAAAUGUGAACUAUGGAAGAAUUUGAAAAUAAAAAGUGAUUGUAGUGAA
Odocoileus virginianus texanus is the source of this 1491-nucleotide messenger RNA. NCBI's taxonomy places the organism in Eukaryota, Metazoa, Chordata, Mammalia, Artiodactyla, Cervidae. The record is from RefSeq and is a predicted model, not a curated record.